This is a messenger RNA of Nymphaea colorata (pocket water lily), 1092 nucleotides long. Its product is annotated as CASP-like protein 4B4. The transcript is spliced from 3 exons. The coding region runs from base 195 to 830 and encodes 211 amino acids. NCBI's taxonomy places the organism in Eukaryota, Viridiplantae, Streptophyta, Magnoliopsida, Nymphaeales, Nymphaeaceae. The record is from RefSeq and is a predicted model, not a curated record.
CAAAUCCAGCAAAGCCGGUGCCUUUCUCCAACCAAUUAUGACGAGUGAUUGCCCAUUUAACAAUUCAAGCUUCCCCCCACCUCCCAAUUUCUUGUUAGAUUUAACUAGAAAACUCCAGGAAGAAGAAGAAGGUCUCAAUCUAUCAUACCCUUCAGCUCAUCAGAUUCUUCAACCUGAAAGGGAAUAAUUCAUUCAUGGGGGACUCCGGCCAGUCCACUACCACCGCCACCAACAACGAGAACGACAACCAUGGGCACCCGAGAUCUCCCGGCUCAGCACCGAAUCCGAAUGCCACAGCGCCGCGGACGGAGCCGGUCGACCUCGAACAAGGAUCUGCGUCGAUCACGUCGAUUCUAAGAAGAUGGAGGACGGAGGAUCUGGUCAGGCGAAGCGGUUUGGUUCUCAGGGGAUAUGCCCUGGCCUUCUCCUUACUCUCUUUCAUAAUCAUGGCUGCUAACAAGCACGGCGGUUGGAUGGAUUACGACAAUUAUGAAGAAUACAGGUACUGCCUGUCGAUAGCCACCAUCGCCGGAUUCUACACGCUGUGCCAAGUCGGUCGCCAGAUUCACGAGUUAAUGACCGGAAAAGAGCUCGUGCGACGGCCGACGAUCCUGUACAUCGACUUCUUCGGAGAUCAGGUAAUGGCGUAUCUGCUGCUGUCAGCAUCGUCGGCAGCGGUUCCCCAGACAAACAGGUUCCGGGAGAACAACGACAAUGCCUUCACGGACAUGUCGUCGGCAGCCAUCAGCAUGUCGUUCUUCGCCUUCGCCUUCCUCGCCGCCUCUUCUCUCGUUUCCGGCUUCAAGCUGAGCAGGCAGACCUACAUCUGAUCCCUCCCUUGCUUUUUCUUUCUUUAUUUGUUCUAUUCUUUCCCUUUUUUUUGACCUCUACCCUCCGAAUUCCUUUCUCUUGUCUUCUUCCCUCUCUAUGCAUCUUAUCAUCCCUUGUGCUUGGAUUGUUCUUUUAUUGGAUGAGAAUGGGGAGUACUAUGGGCCAUCCUCUGUUUCUUUUGUUGUAUAUGGCACUGCGUACAUGGUUUUGCAUAUACCUGUACUGUCUUUACCCUUUAAAGUUUACUCUGUUUUUCCUCAA